Messenger RNA from Maylandia zebra (zebra mbuna), 991 nucleotides. RefSeq names its product putative transmembrane protein 244. The record is from RefSeq and is a predicted model, not a curated record. NCBI's taxonomy places the organism in Eukaryota, Metazoa, Chordata, Actinopteri, Cichliformes, Cichlidae.
GAGAGCUGGGGGAUUUAACCGAGGUCGUGCAGCCUGCUGCAGCCCACGUUAUUUGGGAAUAAAGCAUUAAAGGGAAACCAUGAGAUGGCAUUCAAAGGCAGAGCGGUCGACUCGAAGACCGUGCUCCUCAACCUGCUGCUGUGUCUGCUCAUAUUUUACUCGCUUUUCUACAUGAUCGGGAGCGUCUGCUUUGGUGCCUUCAGGUUGGACCACUUUGAUGGACUGAUUCCUUUUGACUUUAAGACCGAACCUACCGAAUCCAACUCCAAAUACUUGGUGAACCUCCUGUCCUUGGAGCUCACCUACUUUUGCAGUGGCCUUCUGUUUGCCGCAGUGGUGAGGAGGCGGGUUUGGGACUACGCUCUCACUGUCACACUGGUGCAUGUAAUGAUCACCAGCCUAGUAAUGUUGGAGUUUCCUACUGUGUGGCAGUGGUGGCUGGCUUUAGGCAGUGGCUUGUUUCUGAUGAUUUGCAACGGUCAGUUGAUUGCUUACUUCACAUGCCAGAGUGAGCAGAGCUACGCCUCCUUCAGCAUCUACUGACAGACUGAAAGCCACCCUCCCUGUGUCCAAACUGUUCCACAGUCUUGUGAAGUGAGGUAGAAAGGAUCAGAACAGAUGCUCUCCUUUUUUCUCUUUUUUUUUUGAGGGGAAGACAUCCAUUAGCUUCUCCACAGUGAUGGGCUUUUUCUGUUCAUCACUAAAAUUAGACACCAAAACACCACACGUGAAGUCGGAGCUGGGGUCCAAUUUGUGUUUUAGUGUUGCCAAUAGGCUGGCAUCCUGUUGUUGUUUUUAUCUAAACACCGCAUGGAGAUGCUUUCUGUAUUUUGCUCUGUCACUAUGCAGCAAUAAAGCAGCCAGUGAAGUAUUUUGAGUGCACUUGUAAGCUGUGAAUGUAAUGUUAGAAUGAGAAUUUUGCAGUACACAUUGUAUAUUUUAAUAUCCUGUAAAUGCAAAGUGUUGAAAAAUAAAUCUACUCCAAACUGUU